Messenger RNA from Camelina sativa (false flax), 792 nucleotides. Its product is annotated as putative GPI-anchored protein At5g19230. NCBI's taxonomy places the organism in Eukaryota, Viridiplantae, Streptophyta, Magnoliopsida, Brassicales, Brassicaceae. The record is from RefSeq and is a predicted model, not a curated record.
UUCAUCACAAAAAAUAAGACGAACACUCACCAAAGAAGUAAGAAGUAAGAACCUCCUCCUCUUCUGCAUCGAUAAUGGCGGUUUCAAAGCUCCAUCUCCUCUUUCUUCUCGCAGUCUUUCUCUCCCUUCACCGUCCUGUUCUUUCCGACAACAGUGCAAAGGAAGAAGGUCUUGUUUCAGGAUUCAACAUAUACAGAAAAUCAAUAAACAUAACAACCUUAGCAAAGAACGAAAACGCAGAAUGUUUCGCAGAGGAAAUCGCAGGCCAAUUCAACAACCCACCCUGCACAAACGUCACUGGCUCAACUUUAGUCCCUGAAACAGAUCCUAGGAUCCAAAAUCUCCCUAAACUCCUCGCUAAAUGCCGCCUCAACACAACCGUAAUCAGAGACGGUGCGGUAAUGCAAUUUUGUUUUCCUAAGCAUGAUCAGAACCCUGACUUGACCAAAUUCAGCCCUGCCGUAGACCAGAACUUGAAUGAUUCUAAGUUCACUGGAAUUGGUAUGGGUUCUGAAAGUGAUGGUGAAUGGCUUGUUGUCGUCCUCACUACAAACACACUCGAGGGUGGCUAUGCUUCGACCACUAACUCAGGAGCUUUUGCAUUCGGAGUUAAUGGUGGUGUUGUGUCUUCAACUUUCUUGUUUCUUCUCUUUUGUUUCUUCAUGUUUUGAGUCUGUUUUUUUUCCCAUGUUUUUAUAAGUCACCUCGUUUUCUUUGUUUCUUAAUAUGGUGAGAAUUUGAUAAAUUCUUACCGCAUUAAAUAAAAGACUGGAGCAAACCGCCUUUCUCAUA